CCGCCACGCCCCGAUCUCCCGCCCCCGCCGCCCCGCGCUUCCGCCCCGCGCUCUCCGCACUCCCGCGCCGCCUCCGCACAGCGCCCCGGGCUGCUCCGCGCCGCGGCCAAGCGCCAAGAUGGUGGUCCUCUCCAAGGAGUACGGCUACGUCAUCCUGACAGGGGCUGCCAGCUUCGUCUUGGUUACGCACCUUGCGGUGAAGGUGGGGAAGGCCCGCAAGAAGUACAACGUGGAGUAUCCAACCAUGUAUAGCACAGAUGCUGAACACGGGCAUAUAUUCAACUGCAUCCAGCGCGCACACCAAAACACAUUGGAAGUUUACCCGUCCUUCCUGUUCUUCUUAGCCACUGGUGGAAUCUACCACCCGCGAAUUGCCACAGGGCUUGGCAUUGCCUGGAUCCUCGGGAGAGUCCUCUACGCCUAUGGCUACUACACAGGAGAUCCUAAGAAAAGGAUGAGAGGGGCCUUUGGUUCAGCUGCGCUCAUUGGACUGGUGGGGACAGGGGUACAUGCAGCUUUCCAGCACCUCGGCUGGCUCUGCCAGGACUAACUGAGCACCUCCAUGACUGCCUGAGAAACUGAAGAGAUUUUUUUUUCCUCUCUCAAAACAUUUCAUUUCUAAUCUGUUCUUUUUCCUCCUUAUCAUUAAAUAAAAUGAAGCUGUCAAUUCUA
Rhea pennata is the source of this 672-nucleotide messenger RNA. It is a transcript of the gene MGST3, whose product is annotated as microsomal glutathione S-transferase 3. Gene Ontology annotation, molecular function: glutathione transferase activity; glutathione peroxidase activity. The record is from RefSeq and is a predicted model, not a curated record. Gene Ontology annotation, cellular component: membrane; endoplasmic reticulum; nuclear envelope. The transcript has 6 exons. The coding region runs from base 119 to 550 and encodes 143 amino acids. Lineage: Eukaryota; Metazoa; Chordata; Aves; Rheiformes; Rheidae.